UUAAAAUUUCUCCAGAUUAGCCAGUUCACAGGUUUAUCUCUGUGCACGUAGCUGCCAUUGUGUUUCUAUGAGAACCUGAAGUUAAUUACUAUGAUUUACUGCUGAUUAGAGAGCUGUAGAGAUAUUUUGCCAUUACAUUACCACUCACUGCCAGAAACCCGACCGUGGUUUCCAGGGAAACUGGAAAUGUGAAGCUUUUCAAUAGACACAGCCACAGCCUAAAGAGCGAGGAUUGCCUAAGAUAGAUUCUUCUAGAGACAAACCUGUAGCCACUGCAAUCAGCAUCAAUCACCGGGGGGAGAUGCACGGACAGAUGUUUGUCGCAAUCGGUGCUGAGAUUUGCAAUGUUUGACCCAAAUCUGAAGAAGAGUUGUGGAGUGGCUUCAGCCUGACUUUAGACUGCUGAGGUAAUUCUAGCCCUUUAAUGCGGAGACAGAAUGGGAAGCCUUAAGGAUGAGAUGAGAGGUGUCACGGAGGACCACCAGCCUUGCGAGAAGACGGAUAAUGGGGGGCGUCCGGGAGGCUCAGAUAGCACUGCUGCGCCUGAAGGACCUCAACUGUACAGGAGUCAAGAGUCAACCACUCAAGGGGACUAUCAGCCGGCACUACAGGGGAAUGUCAGCUCUGUUGAGGAGAAAGAGAAAAACCUAAUAUCUAAAGAUCAAGUGCUUUCAGGGGGGGAUUAUAGCAAUGCUGACCUAACAGACACUGAACGAGUUAAAAACUGCACACAGAUCGAUGCCAUGCCUGCAACAGAAGAGCACAAUAAAACAACGACAGCAGCUACAAAUAACGAUGCAAAGGUGACGAUCAAGUUUCUGAGUGAUGGAGAUGGAAAACCUGAAAUUCAAGAGGAAAACUUUGAAGAUCAAAAUCUCAACAGAGGAAAAGAUGCAGGAAUUGAGAAAAUCUCAGUUGCUGUCCCAUCAACUCCAGACCCUUAUGACCCACGCUCCCCGGCCCCUUUUGGGCAGCACCACAUGCGCACACAGGUGAGCCUCGAGGUGGUCCAGUGCUGCUCGGCAGCAACCAGCCCCAUGACUCCUCCAGAGGGCAGCCAUUCCUUCUUCUUCCCAAGUUCUUUUGGGAAACCUCAAGCCGUGGGCACUGACACUAAAGAUGCAGAGUUGCAGGUGGGUCAGCAAGUGGAGUUCUGCUCUGUCGCCACAUCCCCCAUGACCCCCAAAUCCCCAUAUAGCAUGGCUUUCCCAGAGGUUAUCGGGAGAGAGCCAGUGCAAAGGGACGAGAAAGUGAAAAAGAAUGAGGAGCCGAGGGAGACUGGUCAGCAGGAGACAAAAGUUUCAGCAGAUGCUGUGUCAGAAACAACUGAAACUUUAAAAUUUACUACAUCAAAGGAGAUGACUGAGAGUUCCACCAAUGGAGUGGAUGCUGAGUUAAUAGGCGCACAUGUAAGUGUGGAGGGUAGCAAUCAGCAGUGUAAGCAGCAGAGGAUGGGAAGUAUGGAUCAAGACAUUACAAUCUUGGUGACCCAGUAUGGCAACAAUGAGGAGGAAGAAACGGACGAGGCUGAGUCGUUUUUUUAUUCUGUUGAACCGGAGAUGGUCAAAAUAGAUGAAGAUGAGGUUGGAGAAAGCUGCAGUGAUAUAAAGAGGAAGGAAGGAAAGUCCUUCAGUGAAAGUGUUCACAGGAGCACAAACGAUCCACAAACUAAAGUACCUUCUGCUGCUGUCAGCGAACAUCCGAAAACAUGCACAGGAUCCGAGCAGUCAGAGGUCGAAAACAAAGAUGCACGUGAAGAAGAGAGAGUUGUUUCUGCAAAAAAAUCCCCCAUCCCUGAAUCACCGGCUCCCUUUGGCUGCCAUAACAUCCGCACACAGGUGAGCCUGGAGGUAGUACAGUGUCAGUCUGUGGCCACCAGCCCCAUGACCCCACCUGAGGGGGACCAGGCCUUCUAUUUCCCCACCUCUUUUGGAAAAUGUGGGGCUGUGGGCACAGAGACUAAAGAUGCUGAGUUGCAGGUGGGUCAGCAGGUGGAAUUUCGCUCUGUCGCUACCGCACCCAUGACCCCGAGAACUCCCACGAUUAUGACUUUCCCUCAGGUCAUGAAGGAGCCUAGCAUAGAGGAGAAGAUAGUGGAGGAGGAAGAGGAAAAGAAAGAAGAGGCAACAGAGGAGAAAGAGGAAAAGAAAGAGGAGAAAGAGGAAAAGAAAGAGGAGGCGACAGAGGAGAAAGAGGUAAAGAAAGAGGAGGCAAUGGAGGAGAAAGAGGUAAAGAAAGAGGAGGUGAUGGAGGAGAAAGAGGAGAAAGUAACCCAAGAGAGAAAGGUGGAGGGAGUUGAAGAGAACACAAAGGAGGAAAUCAACUGUAAGGAGAAAGAUGAGGAGAAAUGCGAGGAGCCAGUGCAGGAGGUGAGCUGGGAUGAGAAGGGGAUGACGUGGGAGGUGUAUGGAGCUGUGGUGGAAGUAGCCGUGCUGGGCUCUGCCAUCCAGAAACACCUGGAGAAGCAGGUGAAGAAGCAGAAGAGGCAAUCCUCCAUGCCACCGCCUCCUCCGCUCAACCCCACAGCUACACCCCUGACCCCCGAGAUAGCCCAGGGGGGUUCAGGUAAGGGUCGUGCAGGGAGAAGAGGGGAGCAUGAUGGGAAAGCGGGCCGACGCAGAAGAAACCCCUUCCGCCUGCUGAUGGAGAACAUGCAGCAGCCACACUGUUGCUCCAGAGCUCAUACCACUGAGUGA
Messenger RNA from Maylandia zebra (zebra mbuna), 2696 nucleotides. The record is from RefSeq and is a predicted model, not a curated record. Lineage: Eukaryota; Metazoa; Chordata; Actinopteri; Cichliformes; Cichlidae.